Molecule: messenger RNA, 3150 nt
Organism: Adelges cooleyi (spruce gall adelgid)
Lineage: Eukaryota; Metazoa; Arthropoda; Insecta; Hemiptera; Adelgidae
Gene: Gbeta13F
Product: guanine nucleotide-binding protein G(I)/G(S)/G(T) subunit beta-1
Exons: 9
Coding region: 471-1493 (340 amino acids)
Biological process (GO): G protein-coupled receptor signaling pathway
Cellular component (GO): cytoplasm; heterotrimeric G-protein complex
Molecular function (GO): signaling receptor complex adaptor activity; protein binding
Source: RefSeq, a predicted model, not a curated record
UGGGCGUGGUUCGCAGUGGAAUGAAUGCAGCGUACAAACGAUAAUAGUAAUAGUAUUAAUAUUUAACGUUUCCUGGCUUUCGACAUUUUCUUUGGGAUACAUUUUAUUGUUUCGCCGUUGUUGUUGUCGAUUGCUCGCACAUCGUACAUUCCAUCAAGUAAACCGCGUUGCCGUAUAAUUUGUAUCUUUCAUUUUGAUAUUCACUUCGGCCCCAUAAUGCUAAACGCGGUUGGCGACGCGUUACCGGCACCCACGAGAUAAGAAGCUAGCUGUCCGAGGAUUACUGUUUUUUUUGCGAUGGCUUCACUUUUGUCCUGCGACCGAUAAUACAAAAAGCCCCAGCGAAUAUCCGCUUCCAAUCGCCGCCCCCACGUUCGACGGUUACAUUCAUGUCUUGACCUUAAAACGUUUGGCGUAAUCCUGAGCAUUUGUGUCGGUUGAGACCGAGGUGGAGGUCCUAGCCUUACACAAUGAAUGAAUUGGACUCAUUGAGACAAGAGGCUGAAACGCUAAAAAAUGCCAUACGAGAUGCAAGAAAAGCAGCUUGCGACACAAGCUUGUCACAAGCCACUACCAGCAUGGAACCGGUCGGCCGAAUACAAAUGCGAACGAGGCGCACACUCCGUGGACAUCUUGCCAAAAUAUAUGCCAUGCACUGGGGAUCUGACUCUAGAAACUUAGUAUCAGCCUCACAAGACGGCAAGCUCAUUGUAUGGGACAGUUAUACGACAAAUAAAGUGCACGCCAUACCUCUUAGGUCGAGUUGGGUGAUGACGUGUGCUUACGCCCCAUCAGGAAGUUUUGUUGCUUGUGGUGGCUUAGAUAACAUAUGUUCAAUUUAUAGUUUAAAAACAAGAGAAGGUAAUGUUAGAGUAAGCCGAGAACUGCCAGGGCACACAGGUUACUUAUCAUGUUGUAGAUUCCUCGACGACAACCAAAUCGUCACCAGUUCCGGAGAUAUGUCGUGUGCAUUAUGGGACAUUGAAACCGGCCAACAGUGUUCAUCGUUCAUCGGACACACUGGCGACGUCAUGUCACUCUCAAUGUCACCAGAUAUGAGAACAUUCGUAUCAGGAGCUUGUGACGCUUCAGCUAAAUUGUGGGACGUUCGAGAUGGAACAUGCAAACAAACGUUCCCCGGACACGAAUCUGAUAUCAAUGCCGUUACAUUUUUCCCGAAUGGUUAUGCUUUUGCUACUGGCUCAGACGAUGCUACCUGUCGUUUGUUCGACAUACGGUCCGAUCAAGAGUUGGCCAUGUACUCACACGACAACAUUAUAUGCGGUAUAACGUCUGUGUCGUUUUCAAAAUCGGGACGUUUAUUGUUGGCCGGUUAUGAUGAUUUUAACUGCAACGUUUGGGAUUCCAUGAAAGCUGAACGAGCUGGUAUUUUGGCUGGCCACGAUAACCGCGUCAGCUGCUUGGGUGUUACCGAAGACGGUAUGGCUGUGGCUACAGGUUCUUGGGACAGCUUCUUGCGUAUUUGGAACUGAGCCGGCGCCCUGAUGAGACCUAGGAAAUCAGCGCCAGACGGUCCCUAAAUUUUCACAGCAAAACUAUACUCAAAAGCUAAAAAAAAAUGUAAUAUUGUUAUUACACUUAAAACCUAUCUACAAAUCCAAAAUAAUAUGUUUAAGGCAGAGUUCAAAAUUUGUAAUUAUUUCCCAACGGGGGACCACUCAAGUAAAAAGUUACUUUUUCUGGUUUUAUUAAAAACAACGAGUUAUGCAUAUUCAGGUUACAAUAAAACAAAAAAAAACACCCGACUUGAAGGUCUUCCGUUUGUGCAUUUCGGGACGAGUGUCCGCCCGCUGUUUAGGUGCUCAAAAUAAUAAUAAAAAACAUAUUAUAUACUGUGGCAACACACAUAACUGACCUAUCUAUCAAAACAUAGCAUUUACAACUUACGAUAACAACAAAAUUAUAAUAUAUAUAUAAAUUAAAAUUACGAAUAUUUAUUAUUAAGUCGUAAAACUAGAAUAGAUCAGUAUUUAAAAUUUUGAAAACGCUAAAAAAUAUAUACAUUAUUCCUUAAAGGUUUCCAUUUUUUUUUUUAACGAGUGUUCAUUUAAGUAUAUGGUAAAAAUAAAAAUAAUCUUAUAACGUUACUGUGUAAAUAUUUAGCUUACUUACGAUAAUGUGUAUAAUACUAACAUUUAGUUUAUAGAAUUUAAAAAAAAAUUAUAAUCGGAACCGUGUGCAUUUUUUUUUUUUUAACAAAUAUAAACUAUAUACAUUUAUUUUCACUAAAGUAUUAAGAUUGUCGUCUAUAAGGGUAUUGGUUUAAAAAAAAAAAUAAAUCGGGCGCAAUUCUAAUGACAAGUCAACCACUAAAGGUUAUCACGAUAUUUUUUGUCGUAACGCUUUAUCUUGUUUAUUAUAAAUUAUUUUAAAUGUAAAAACGCGAGGUUGAAUAUUAUUGGAAUAAACUUCUUUAAAAAAUUGCCAUACCUACGACUUUAUAACACCACGGACGGCCUUCAUGAGGGUUGUUGCUGAUUGUACGCAAAACUAAUUUUUAUAGGUGUCGUUUUUUCUUUUUAUUAUAACAUUAUAAUUAUUAUACUAAUAAUAAUAAUAAUAAUAAUAAUUUUUUUUUGUAUUCUAACGCACAUAUAUAUACACAUUUUUAUAUUAUAAUACCAAUUUUUUUUAAAGCGUUUAUACAAAAACACGCUUGUAUUGUUUUGAAAAACUGUCAAGCGUUCAUGAUUUAGCGUUAAUUUCAAACUAUUUAUAAUAGUAAUUUCGAUAUUAUUGUAAUUUAUUUAUAAUAUAUAUAUAUAUAUAUAUAUUACCGCCAAGCGUAGAACUUGAUAAAAAACAGUAAGCGAUGCCAAAGUACAUCGCCGUUUGAACGUCCACCACAAAUUUGUAAUCGAUUAACAGCGAGUCUCUUAAAAUAGUUCACCGUUUAUUAAAAAAAAAAAUUUACUGUAUAAAUUUCGAAAUGUUCAAUUUCUAAACGGUUGCUUAAGUAUAUUUUUUUCUUAUACAAAAAAAAAACCUUUUAAUUGUAAUUCAUAAUAUCAUUCCGUCUGUUUUCUAAGAAAACUUACUGCGGAAAAAUAUACUCGUAAAUGAAUUUAUUUAUAUUUUUUACAGUGUCAGAUUGUUAGAAGUGAUUGGCAAUAUAUAUAUAUAUAUAUA